GCCUCGGUGUCCCCUCAGGAGAAUUACGAGGACCCCCACAAAACGCCGGCGUCGCCCGUGGUUCACAUCCGCGGCCUCAUCGAUGGCAUCGUGGAGGCCGAUCUGGUGGAGGCGCUGCAGGAGUUCGGGCCCAUCAGUUACGUGGUGGUGAUGCCAAAGAAGCGUCAGGCGCUGGUGGAGUUCGAGGACAUCCUGGGCGCCUGUAACGCCGUCAACUACGCCGCCGACAACCAGAUCUACUUCGCCGGUCACCCGGCCUUCGUCAACUACUCCACCAGCCAGAAGAUCUCGCGGCCCGGCGACAGCGACGACGCGCGCGGCGUCAACAACGUGCUGCUCUUCACCAUCCUCAACCCCAUCUACUCCAUCACCACGGUGA
Cyanistes caeruleus (blue tit) is the source of this 379-nucleotide messenger RNA. Lineage: Eukaryota; Metazoa; Chordata; Aves; Passeriformes; Paridae. The record is from RefSeq and is a predicted model, not a curated record.